GUUGGUGUAUCUGCAACAAAGGAUGUUGAGAAUGUGAAAGUUGGGGAAAGAAUGGAGGAAGAGGAGCCUCUGGUGGUGGAGCCUCUGCUAACAGUGACGGUUUCUGAUACGCAAGGAACGUCAAAUGGAGAGGAAGGUCAUGGUAAAAGGGUGGCGGAGGAGGAAAGUGGAACCAGAAAGUUGCCGAAAUCUUUUAGCACAAGCGUCGUGCCUCUGGAGAGGAGGAGAAUUUUGUGGACCAAUGAAGAGGAAGAAGCUUUAAAGGAGGGAGUGAAAGUAUUUUGGACCUCAGAAAGAAAGAACAUACCGUGGGAGAAAAUUCGUCAGGCUUACAAAGAUAGAUUUCACAGUUCACGUACUGCCGCUAAUCUCAAGGAUAAAUGGACUCGUAUGACCAACGAGAUUCUUUUACAAAAAAGAUGAUGGCAUCGACUCGUUGUUUUGAGCAAUUGCAGGUAUCUGAGAUGAAUGAUGUAGAGAUGCUAAGAGAGAAAGCUAUGACAUUCUCAAGUUGAGGUGUCUUUUGUGUACUAAAUACUAUAUGAUGUAGAGGUGUACUCAGAUUCUGUUUAAAUGUCCUUAGAGCCUGCAAAGCUUUUGAUUUAUGGCU
This is a messenger RNA of Argentina anserina (silverweed cinquefoil), 610 nucleotides long. RefSeq lists its product as uncharacterized. NCBI's taxonomy places the organism in Eukaryota, Viridiplantae, Streptophyta, Magnoliopsida, Rosales, Rosaceae. The transcript is spliced from 4 exons. The record is from RefSeq and is a predicted model, not a curated record. Bases 52 to 423 code for a protein of 123 amino acids.